AUGUUUACUAGAUUUGAUGCAAAUAAAUCCACCAAAGGUGCCUCGAAGCUGAGGCGCGAUCUAAUCAACUCUGAGAUUGCUAACUUGCGCGAUCUCCUGCCACUGCCCCAAUCCACCAGGCAGCGUCUCUCCCAACUUCAGCUAAUGGCGCUGGUAUGUGUGUACGUGCGGAAAGCCAACUACUUUCAGCAGGUGUUCAAACGCAGCAUCGACAUCGGUUUACACUCGGCUCCAACACCAAAUAUAGGAUUCUCCAAGGCCCUAUCUGGAUUCCUCAUGAUGCUCACACAGAAUGGGAAGCUGCUGUACAUUUCGGAUAAUGCCGCCGAAUAUUUGGGCCAUUCGAUGGAGGACCUCCUCAUACACGGUGACUCCGUUUACGACAUUAUCGACAAGCAGGAUCAUGGUGCCAUCCAGAGCGAGCUGAGUCGAGGUGUUUCGCAGCAUACGGGUCACCACCACCACCAUCACCAUCAUCAUCACCUUCACCAUCACCAUCAGCAGCAGCACAAUCAUCAGUUGCUUAGCAAUAAUCAUCACAAUCAUCACGGUCAUCAUCAUCACCAUCUACUGCAUCACGGGCAUGGGAGUUCCCUUUCGCCUUCCGGUUCGUCUGUGGCCAGCACGAGCGGUGUUGGGGGCGGCGGAAGUGGGAGUGGUGGUAGCGGUUCCUCAAGUUCAACGGCGGGUUCGUCGCUUCUGGAUGGUGAACAGCGAAUCUUUCUGUGUCGCAUGAAUGUGAGCAGGAAUGCGAGGCGCCAGAUGCGGUUUGGUGAUCAGAAGGUAGUAUUAGUGCAGGGCCACUAUCUGUCCUAUCUGCCGCUGUGCAGCCGUAACGAGCCCGUCUUCAUCGCGACCUGCACUCCGAUCGCCAUGCCGGAAACGCGCGAAUGCGUCGUCCAGGGUGCGACCAACGUCUUCACUACGAUCCACUCGAUGGACAUGAAGGUGGUGCACAUUGACAAAAAUGGUGAAUUUCAUCUUGGUUACAACCGAAGUGAACUCCAAGGUGUGUCCUGGUAUCAGCUUUUGCACUGGGAGUCGACACGCGAGGCACAAAGCAAACAUAGGCUAAUAACUCAAUCAGAACAGGACCGAUCGUGCAUUCUGCUGGUACGAAUGCAACGCCGCCAGAGCGACUUCCUGUGGGUGCACGUGGUCCUGCAAGUACGUGACGGUCAAGACUCGAACCAGCAAUCGGUGAUCGUGUGCACUAAUCAGGUGUUAAGCGACCGUGAAGCGUCCGUGAUGCUGUCCAACUCGUGGCUGUACCAUUACUACACCGUACAGUCAAAGAUGCAGUUCGGCAUACCGUUCGAGGGAGCCACCAGAAUACCUCCGACGGCGCCGUUCUAUACCUCCACCGCUACCGGCCAUCACACCAAUCACUCGCCGAGCGGAGGAAGCACAUCGGCUGGAGCCAUGUCGGGAUCGUCGGGGGUAACACUGGCGGCCACCGGUGUACAGCCGCAUGGGUAUGCGCCAUCGCACCACUCGCAUCAUCACAUUCCUGCGUACGGUUACCAUUCGCCUUCGGGACAGCAUCACAACGGCGGAUCGGUAACUCCGAUGCUGCACGCCCAGCAUCAAACGAUCAACAAUGGCACACUGACGACGGGUAACGAUGAGUAUGGGAAUCGGGCGUAUGGCUUCCGGUUAGAUUCGAACGGACAACCGGUAGACUAUAGCGGCGGUCAUCCAACGCCACCAACGUCAGCACCACCGGCUUUAAUAAAUCCAGCUGCUAUUCCUGUUCCGGUUGUACAAGUGACACCGCACAUACGCUGCCACAAUGGUGGAGGAACUGGAAGUGCUUCCAGCAGCGAGUUGGGUUCGGGUAGUAAUGGAACCGGUGCUGGUGAUCCUACCAAUAGUCAUCAAACAAACAGUGGAAAUAGUGACCGUCACAAUGGAACACCUCCGGCUAAGAAGCGGAACAUAAACCGGCUGGAACCGAUCUACAUUCCCGAAAAUGGACAGUCUGAAUCUUCUGAAGUGUCUACGGUGGAGCUGCAAACAAAUUCGUCAGGAUUGCAUCCACAAGACAACUCCGGAACGAGUGUCACUAAUGGAUUAAGUCACCUCAGUAACUCUAUGGAAGGUGGUGGAUCUCUUGGGAAUGGUGGUGGCAGUGGAGCAGGUGGAGGCGGUGGAGGUGGUGGAGGAGGAGGAGUACAAACAAUGAUACUAGGCAAUCGUACCGCAAUCGGAAGACUGCACUCCAAAUCCGCCCUGCUACCUACAACGGUAUCGAAUCUGUCCAGCGAACCUACCGACUUCAUGGAGCAAUGGAACCCAAGCCCACCUUGGUCCGAUACUACCGCACAGAAGGUGCCGGACAUAACGCACCAAGAACUAUCCCCCUACAUGACGACUACACCCCCCACACCUACCAGUGCUCCCCAUCAGCAUCACACCGGAGGCUUUCCGACGGCGACCACGUUCUCCUUCGACUGGAUGCCAGAACAGUUUGUACCGAUCGCAACCGAUUGCACCGGAACCACGCUUGUGUCGUCGGGUAGCACUGUCGUAUCGCAGUCGGUGUCUGGAACAUCCUCAAUUUCCUGCCUUUCCACCAGCAACAGCAAUCACAGUACGGUAACGGGGAACUUGGGUUGUGUGUUGCCUUCCAGUUGUCUUACACAGGACGGGCUACCAAUUCCUGGACUCUCAUUGCCAUUGCCAGUAUCACUUCAAAUACCUCCACCACCUUGGCCAUCAGACCAUCGGCUAUUGGCACUGGAAGGUGGUACGGGAACUGCAACAGCAUCGGCAUCGUCGGGAGAUAGUGGAACAACGGAACGUAAGCCACUGGAGGAUCAUCAGGAUCAGCGAAGAUCUCACUGAACUACUAUCUCAACUAGUUGUUACUAAUGUUUCCAACUAUUGCGUAGUCGGCCUUGGGUGGAUUACUGUUGAUAGGUGUAAAACUUAUUUAUUCUAG
Anopheles maculipalpis is the source of this 2944-nucleotide messenger RNA. RefSeq lists its product as uncharacterized. Gene Ontology annotation, molecular function: DNA-binding transcription factor activity, RNA polymerase II-specific; RNA polymerase II transcription regulatory region sequence-specific DNA binding; protein dimerization activity. Bases 1 to 2847 code for a protein of 948 amino acids. Gene Ontology annotation, biological process: regulation of transcription by RNA polymerase II. The record is from RefSeq and is a predicted model, not a curated record. NCBI's taxonomy places the organism in Eukaryota, Metazoa, Arthropoda, Insecta, Diptera, Culicidae. The transcript is spliced from 9 exons.